AGUUCAUCUGUUGCACCCCAUCAGAAACCAAAAUAUAAACUUGUUUUACUCCAGUGUUUGUUAACAAUGUAAAUGUUAAUAAACACUGUAUAGCCAUAAAACAUGCAUGGUUAAAACUAUUAUUUUUAUAUCAUGGAUGGUCAGUCCUUGCAUCCAUAGCUCUGUCUAUGAAUUUGAGAGUGGUUACAUUUCUCCAAGCCUAUCCAUCAGCUGUUUACCAAAACAGAGGAGGGGUGGCAGCUUUGUUAAUGUGUAAUUUUUUUACUCAGUGUUAUUCAAGUGGUAAUACAUUUGUGGUAAUACAUACAUUUUCUUAUGAUUUAUUUUCAACCACAUCCCCUGUUGAUUUUGUUGUUAAUUUGAAGGUGAUAUUGGGUCAUGGCCAGUCUGCAGCAGGAGUACCCCCUGGUCCUGCUGGGGAUUCUGGAGGAGCUGGCUGCUAUGCGCCCCUGGCUUUCCUUUCAGGACCUGUGUAGAAUGGUCAGCACCCGCUUCGACCUGCAGCACCUCACAGAGCUUAGGAGCCUGCUGUUCUCCGCAGCCUGCCGCGAUCCCUGUUUCCCCGCCACCCUCUUCAGAGACAGGGUCAACCCUAAGGGACUGGGGACAUCCCCGAUUGGCGUGGCAGCUGACAUCGUCACAAUAUUCAACCUCAUUCAAAUGACGGGUGGGGUUCCUGAAGAGGCCCAGGCGGCCCAGCCAAUGAAAGCUCAGCUCGGCCCCAAUAUCGACCAAUCCCCGGGGCCCUCUUUGCAAAUUUCUUUGCCCAUCGCUGACGAGGUGAGAUUCUCCAGCCGCGAUAGGGUGCGCACACUGUCAGACUCUCAGACCCUCUCAGGCCCUAUCGACCAGAGCUUGCUCUGGCCCAAAGCAAAUUACUCGUUCCUCAAGCGUGCCAGUCUCCCUCCUGAUCCCCUCUCUCUGGUCUCGUCAUCCCCUCCAGGCCGUGCCAGGGCUGUGUCUUUCGACUGGCGCCACAACACCCCGCUGUUCGCUGGCAGUGGAAGCAUCCCAGGCCAGGCCAUGCAGAGCAUCUACCUCCCCCUGGAGACAGACAGCGAGUCCUCAAAGGAUUCCCUGAGUGGAGACUCGGCACCCAGGGAUCCCGGAUCAGAGCCGGGAUCGCAGCCGGGAUCGGAGCGGCAUUCCUGCACGAAGAAGAGAGGUAUUUUCAAGAUGGACUUCCACAACCAGUCGCACCUCGUUCCCGAGGUGACCAUUAGUACCGUGACUCCAAGAGUAGGAGGAGGAGGAAGAGGGAGGCAGGAACUUUUCACCAAUCGCAGCUUCGAGAUGCUCUCCAACCCGUAUCCUUCGCCCAUGGUCGGUCGGCCUUCGCCUGGAAAAAAUGAAAGCCUGGAUGACCUCCAGGACUCCACAUACUUUGGCCCAGGGGGUACUAUUCCUGAAUGGUCCCCCCUCCACCCCCAACCCCCCAGGACCCGUAGGCCAGGAUGGACGGACAAGAGCCUCAGUCUGGAUGACAGGUUGGUCGGCUUGGAUGGCUCCGAGGGCUCCCUUCAGAGGAGACUUGCUCCCAGCCCCACCACAAACUCUGGUGAGUGGUUGCCCCUUUUAAAGGGAUGGGAGGGGACCGUCAGUCCCAGACCUGAAGGAGAAGGGUGGAUGGCCUGCAGUACGGGCACCCAGACAGACACCAUGCCGGGCACGCGGCACCUGCGGAGCCUGGUGCACGCCGACCACCUGUCCUUCAUGACCUCGAUGGACAACCCCGACAUGCUAGGUGAGGACGACAUCAGCACCAUCUUCCGCUUCCUGGAUGACAUGAGCAUGUGCGGCUCCACAGGGUACAUCUGCCCCCCCGACGGGGGCCCUUCGGCAGCCCAGGACACCCCGGAGGCGCGGCGCGGCCGCCUGGGCCAGCUCCAGAGGCUCUUCCAUUCGCUGGACGGCAGUGACGAUGGCGGGCUCAAGGCAAGCGUGUGUAAACUCCUCCUGAGAAUGGGUCAGAUCGAACAGAGCCUGGAGUCCCUGUCCGAGGUCAAGGCCGAGAUCUCCCAGGUGCUCUCCUUCCUCCAGCGGCUGGACGAGAAGAUGCAAGAGCAGGCCGUGGGAGGUACACGGGGAGGUAGGUGGCUGGGACCCCCCAGCGGCGGUGAGUCUUCCCUGGGUGUGCUAAGCCAUCCGCUCAGCCCUGGGUCUGGUGGUUCCUCUGAGCCCCAGCCUCUGUCUGUAUCUGUGCAUUCGUUUGGUAGCCUGGACUGGAACCGGUGGGGGAAGAUGGAGGAGAACAGAGGUGUGAGCGAAAGCAAAGUGGGGAAGAAGGUGCUCUCUCGGCAGGCCUCUUGCAAGAGUGGCGUGGACUCCAAGCGGCCAAGCAUCAUCUCCAUCUUGUCUGCACGGGAUUGGACGGUGUCUUUCUCGAAAAGUAAAGAUGACAAGGACCAGCCUGGGAAAACAGGACAGACGGACCAAUCAAACAGCUCUGCCCAGAGUCACAAACUCCCUCCUCAAAAACACUCCCACUUGGUGGAGCAGGUGUCCAACUCUUCUCUCUUCCAUCAGAAGGGUGGCGGUUUGACCAAUCCAGGGUUGUCCUCUGGGUUGACCUCUGGUUUGACCUCUGACCUCCGAUUGGCUGAGGGGAGAGGAGCCCCGGUCUGGACCGUGGAGGAGAGAGAGGCCAGAAUGUCCCCUCUGGACCUACAGGCCCAGGAGUCUCUAAACCCUAAUAACCUGGAGUUUUGGAUGGAGGACAUCUACACGCCAGGUUACAGCACACUGCUGAGGCGCAAAGAGGCCAACCAGCGCAGAGCCAAAGCCUGCAAGCUGGGGGCGCUCAUCUUCACUUCCAUCACCAUCAUCCUCGUCAUCGUCAUCCCUAUCGCCACCAUGAGCUCCUGAGGCUCUGUAUGCAUGCCAGACAGGAGACCUCCAAACAAAAAUACUGAUUUGAUUUGUUGAUUGGCGACGACGGGAUGGUGGGAUUCUGAAUGUGGUGUUGAUGUGAUACAUUUAUGGGAGUAAUGUGCCCUACAUUUACCAUGCUCUUGCACCAGUGUACUCAGGAGAGAGUAUUAAGGAAAGACCAAGCUAAACGAAUGCAAAUUCUUUGUGAAUCUGGCGCCAUGCUAUUACAAUCUGUUAUGGCCUUAUCCUGUUGCCCACAUACCUUACUGGGCUAAUUUCUUUCAAGCACACAUUUAAAAAAUGCAUAACAGUAAAAAGCACAGCAUUUAGGUAGGCCUACUGUCUGCCAUUAUUUCUCAUUAAGUUAUGUUGAAUAAAAUAUUGAUUUGUCAUAAUGGUUUUCGCUCAGUGAUUUCCUCUAUAUUUUACUGGCUAUGUGUCAAUGCAGUCUUUUGAUGAGAAACCUCCUCUGUUUGUUGAUGUUGAUGUUGAUGUUUUGGUGCCAGAGGAAUAUGGAAAAGGAAGCCUUUGCCAGGAACCACUUUGUGAAUUGAGGAUUCCAUGUGUAAUCUAAUUUAUGUUAUACCACUCUACCAUGUUAGUGUACUGUAUGUACGCAGAAACACACACGCACACACACACAUAUGCAUGUGCAUGCACACGUGCAUGAAUGCGCGCACACACACACACACAUCACAUUGACACACACUACAUACAAUCACAGCCAAAAUUCCUAUGAUGUGAUUGUCAAGGGAUAUGCAGUAUUACUGGUUCUGUCACAUUUCACUUAGGAAGAAUGUCUAUGUUGUAGUUGAAUGUACUAGUGCUACUAGUACUGAGGUCACCUGGGGUUAGGGCUGAUGGUUCACAAUAUGGAGAGUGUCGCAGUGCUUUGGAGGGUGAUGUGAAAAUGUAAGGCCAAAGUUUGUUUUGCUGUGCUGGCAUUGCAGCAGACCCUGAGCCCUCACCAACCCACACACACACAGGAUGUUCAUUGUGUGGGGGUGGGGGGAGGGGUCGGAUCCAUGCAUUGCUUCCUCUUAAGUGGAUGUGUGUCGACUAAGUGAUCCCCUCGAGUCUAGUUGCAGAUCCAUUACUGCUGUUGUGUUGGUGCCACAGGAAAGCCCUAACCAUGUACUCAGCACAACGCUGACAGCCUGUGGGGAUUCAGUAAUGCUAAUGACCCAGAACUUCUCCACAACACUGGAUCCCAAACUUAGUUUUCAGGACCCAUC
Molecule: messenger RNA, 4106 nt
Organism: Oncorhynchus mykiss (rainbow trout)
Lineage: Eukaryota; Metazoa; Chordata; Actinopteri; Salmoniformes; Salmonidae
Product: major intrinsically disordered Notch2-binding receptor 1
Biological process (GO): negative regulation of cell population proliferation; negative regulation of TOR signaling
Cellular component (GO): plasma membrane
Source: RefSeq, a predicted model, not a curated record